AUGGACCCCCUGGACAGAGCUCAAGUACUCCUUCUCUGUGACCUGUGUCAAAGGGCUGCAUUGCAGAGUCAUUGUGAACUUUGUCAAAUUAACCUAUGUAAGACUUGUGUAGGGGAGCAUCUCUCUGAUUUAUCUAAAAGACACAAUGUUGUACCAUACAAUCAGAGAAAAUCUACUCAUAACGUGAACUACCCAAAAUGUCCAAACCACACCCAGAAACAUUGUGAACUUUACUGUGAGAAAUGCGACAUUCCUGUCUGUUCUACCUGUAUCUCCUCUGAUAAACAUUCUGGGCAUAAAUUUACAGAUAUCUUACAGAAACCCAGCUUCAUUAAAGAAAUUUUAAACAAGGAAUUGAAAGAACUAGAAAAAGCAAUAUAUCCUACCUAUGAAGAAAUUGCAUCAGAUUUAAAUUCUGAAAAACUUAUCUUGGAAAAACAUUAUGAGAAACUGACAACAGUUGUCAUCAAACAUGGAGAAGACUGGCAUAAAGGAAUUAACAUCAUUGUCAACAAACAGAAAUCUGAAAUUGAUGAGAUAAAAACUAAACAUCUGGCUGCUCUAAAUCAUCAGGAAACUGAAAUCAAACAAAUUACUUCUGAAAUAAAACAGAGCAUACAAGAUCUGAAGAAAAAACUGGACUCCAGUGAUGCCUCUAUAACCUUGGCAUACAAAUCCAGGAAUGCUGAAUUCAGAACUUUACCUCCUAAAUUAAAUUCUUCAUUACCAUGUUUCUGUCCUCAACAGAUCAACAUAGAACAGCUCCAUCAAAUGUUCGGUUCACUGUCAGCAUUAUCCAUUACAACAGAUGAAUAUGGCUACAUAAUGAAGACACCAGAAGCUGUAUCUUGUCUUUCAGUCAAACCACAGCUUGAUGCACCAGAGAUCAUCACUACCAUCAGCACUGGGUAUACUCCGCUAUAUAGUCUUAGCUGUCUCAGUGAUGAAGAAAUCUGGACACGUGGAGGAGACAAAAUCAUUAAACUCUACAACCUCCAGGGUAAACUACUGAAGUCAAUUCAAACCAAGUCAGGGAACAUACCUCGUGACAUAGCAGUGACAAGGAGAGGAGAUCUAGUUUAUACUGACCCUGAUACAAGAACUGUAAACAUAGUGAAGAAUGACCAGAUACAGGAAGUGAUUAGACCACUGGGUUGGAAACCUCACUAUGUCUGUAGUACCUCCUCUGGUGACCUCCUGGUUGUCAUGGUCAGUGAUGAUUAUAAACAAUCAAAGGUUGUCCGUUACUCUGGAUCCACAGAGAAACAAACCAUUCAGUUUGAUAGUGAAGGUAAACCUCUUUAUUCAACUGGCGGCCUUAAAUACAUCAGUGAAAAAAGGAACCUGGAUAUUUGUGUGGCUGACUGGGAAGCCCGUGCAAUAGUGGUGGUUAAUCAGGCAGGAAAACUCCGAUUUAGAUACAUUGGUCGCUCUACUAUCAAGGGACCAUUAAGACCAUACGGCAUCACAACAGACAGCCGGAGUCAGAUCUUGACAACAGACUUGAACAUUCACCGUAUCUACAUCCUUCAUCAAGACGGACAGUUCCUCCGUUACAUUGAUAACUAUGAUCUACAGUUUCCAUAUGGUUUAUGUGUAGACAUCAGAAACAACCUCUUUGUGGCUGAGUGGCACAGUGUGCAAAGAAUAUGUCCUACCUAUGAAGGAAUUGCAUUAGAUUUAAACUCUGAAAAACGUAACUUGGAAAAACAUUAUGAUAAACUGACAACAGCUGUCACCAAACAAGGAGAAGACUGGCACAGAGAAAUUAACAUCAUUGUCAACAAACAGAAAUCUGAAAUUGAUGAGAUGAAAACUAGACACCUGGCUGCUCUGAAUAAACAGGAAAAUGGAAUCAAACAGAUUACUUCUGAUGUUAAACAGAGCAUUUUUGAUUUGAAGAAAAUAUUAGAUUCCGAUGACGUUUCCUUAGCCUCUACCUAUAAAUCAAAGAAUGCUGAAUUCAGAAGAUUACCUCCUAAAGUCAGUGUUUCAUUACCAAGUUUCUUUCUUCAUCAAAUCAACACAGAACUGCUCCAUCAAAUGUUUGGUUCUCUGUCAGCAUUAUCCGUUACAACAGAUGAACAUGGCUACACAAUGAAGACACCAGAAGCUGUAUCCUGUCCUUUUGUCAAACCACUACUUGAUGAACCAGAGCUCAUCACCACCAUAGACACUAGGUAUAGACUAUACAGUGUUACGUGUCUCAGUGAUGAAGAAAUCUGGACAUGUGGAUUAGACGCAAUCAUGAAACUCUACAACCUCCAGGGCAAACUACUGAAGUCAAUCCAAACCAAGUCGGGGAACAUACCACGUGACAUAGCGGUGACAAGGAGUGGAGAUCUAGUUUAUACUGACCCUGUUACAAGAAUUGUAAACAUAGUGAAGGAUGAACAGAUACAAGAAGUGAUCACACUACAGGGAUGGAGACCUUACCAUGUCUGUAGUACCUCCUCUGGUGACCUAUUGGUUACCAUGGACAGUGAUGAUUAUAAACAAUCAAAAGUUGUCCGUUACUCUGGCUCCACAGAGAAACAAACCACCCAGUUUGACAGUGAAGGUAAACUUCUGUAUUCAUUUGGUGAACUUAAAUGCAUCAGUGAGAACAGGAACCUGGAUAUCUGUGUGGCUGACAAUGGAGCAUGUGCAGUAGUGGUGAUUAAUCAGGCAGGAAAACUCCGAUUUAGAUACACUGGUCAUCCAUCUACUAACAAGGAAUCAUUUGAUCCAUAUGGCAUCACAACGGACAGCCAGAGUCAGAUCCUGACAUCAGACCGUAUCAACCGCUGUAUCCACAUCCUAGAUCAGGACGGACAGUUCCUCCGUUACAUUGAUAACUGUAACCUACUACCAUGGGGUUUAUGUGUUGACACCAGAGACAACCUCUUUGUGGCUGAUUAUGACAGUGGUAAAUUGAAGAAAAUCAAAUACAUGUAAUCAAUGUGUUUUAAAUAAUGACAUGUUUGUGAUAGAAUUGUUCCAGUAGCCAAAAUCACAAGAGGUAGUUUAAUUCACUUUCUAGUGUUGAUGUGUGCGUGUGUGUGAAAAUAUUUUCAGUACUAUCAAUAAGGUAUCACAUAUAAAUAAAAAAUCAAUUAUUUAUAAUAAUCGUUUCAGAAUUCUA
This is a messenger RNA of Saccostrea cuccullata (small rock oyster), 3124 nucleotides long. RefSeq lists its product as uncharacterized. Gene Ontology annotation, biological process: protein polyubiquitination; proteasome-mediated ubiquitin-dependent protein catabolic process; negative regulation of translation. The coding region runs from base 1 to 2937 and encodes 978 amino acids. The transcript has 2 exons. Lineage: Eukaryota; Metazoa; Mollusca; Bivalvia; Ostreida; Ostreidae. Gene Ontology annotation, molecular function: translation repressor activity; zinc ion binding; ubiquitin protein ligase activity. The record is from RefSeq and is a predicted model, not a curated record.